This is a messenger RNA of Eutrema salsugineum, 2650 nucleotides long. RefSeq lists its product as uncharacterized. The record is from RefSeq and is a predicted model, not a curated record. The transcript has 7 exons. NCBI's taxonomy places the organism in Eukaryota, Viridiplantae, Streptophyta, Magnoliopsida, Brassicales, Brassicaceae. The coding region runs from base 480 to 2549 and encodes 689 amino acids.
AUCUUCUUCCUCUUCUACUUCUUCUCCAUAACGGGACUAAAGCCUCUUUAAUGGCGAGAGGACCCAUCUCCAAGAAUAAACAGUAAUCCUCAUUUAUUGUCCUUACAAAUUUUCUCGAAGACAAAAAUAAACCCCAAUUUAUAAAAACAAAUAAAUCUUUUCUUUUUCAUUAGAUAGGUAGAUGAAGAGACAAGGGUCCCUUUAAUUUUCUCUAAAGAUCUUCAAAAACCCAACCUCAAUCAUGUUGGGCACUUUUUUUUUCCUUUUGUGUGUCGAAACAAAAAUUUGAGGUUUUUAACUCUUAAAGUUUAUCAGUCCAUCACAAAGCUCAGUGCUUGAUUGGCUCCACAGACUCUAAAAGGAAAAGUUUGCAUCUUUUUCUGACCCAUUUCAACCUAAACACUCAGGUUUCUGUGAAUCGGUUUUUACUAGAUUGAAGAUCAGAGUUUUUGAAUGAUUGAAGAAUUCUUUGGUAAUCAAUGGAGAAAAGGAGAUCACCGAGAAGCAGCAAGAGUCCUGGAAAUGCAAUUUUCCCUAAAAGCCCUCUUCUCUACGAGAGUUAUAAGUCGGGUUGUGGUUCGAAACUGAUAAAAUUCUUCGAUUUCAGACAUGUGAAAUCUGGUAAUAAGAGACUGAAUCCAGAGAAGAAAUUCAUCAGAGAUUCUGCAGGUAAUGUUUAUACUAAAAGCCAGCUUGAUCUGCUCAAGAGACUUCAUGAUAAAUGUCAGUGUAAUGAUCUGAUUGUGGAAGGAGAGAAUUCAUGUAAGCCUAAAACGAGGAGAAGAUCUUUAAGUUCUGAAACAGAAGAGGAGAACUAUGAAUCAAAACCUGUUCACGGAUUACUAGAGAGAGAGAUUAAGAGGAUCAAGAAUCGAAAGGAGGAAACUGGCGAUAGCCCGGAUAAGCUAAAACAAUCUUCUUUAAGUGAAAUUGAGAAGACAAAUGAUAAGGAUAAGCCAAUGGAUCUGAAGAAUGGGAGAGAUUGCAAGAAAAGCUUUGAGAUUAACCUUCAAGCUUGUGUGAAUGACGCCGCUGAAACAUUUAUCUGUUCGAAGGCAGAGGAGAAUGGCAAAGACCGGUCUAAGCAGUUCAUGGAAGCAUUAGAUAUUUUAAGUUCGAACAAGGAAUUGUUUAUUACACUCUUACAAGAUCCUGAUUCUUUCUCGGCGAAGAAAGGCCAAGACUUGCAAGGAUCUAAGGUAAAGGAACCACGGGAUACAUCUCUUUCAUUCGCUGAUGAGUUGGAUAAGAUUGUUCUCUUGAAGCCUAGAUUAUCAAGCUCGGUUGACGAUAGAGUGUACUUGAGAUUCAAACAUCUAGCCAAGAAGUUGAAGCUUGUUGUUGGAUCUAACAAAGACAGCAAUCACAUAGAAAUUAAACCCGAGUGUAGCGGUAAAGCUAGUGAAAUCGAGGUUGCUGCUUUUAGAACAAGUGAUGUUUCUACCAGUACAGUUGGCCAUAGAAGCCCGGAGUCACCGGUGUUUAGGCGCAAGAAACGGGUUGAAUCUGAUGUCUUCAAGCUAAGCAAGGAGAAUGAUGUUUUGCCAAGGAGAUUCAUGGUGGAAAGGCAACUGGAGAGAUCAAAUUCUUCUCCGGUUUAUGAAGUUCCUAAUGCAUUGAGUAGCUUGCAGACAAAACUCAAAGAGAGAAGACAGAGGCUGGAGAAGAGGAGAGAGAGCUUCAAGUUGUGGUCCUUGGACAAGAACUUCGAGGUUUUCGACCCGAAUCCGCACAAUUCUAAUCCAAGGUCUCUCGAUGACAAUUGUACAGGUUCUACGGAGUACAGAAGUUUGAAAACCCAUGUAGAAGACGUAUUUGAGGAAGAUAGAUAUCUCGAGAGCUUAGCGGAGUCGAGUUCGAGUCUAGAGAGACGAGACAGCAACAUUUAUGACCCGAAACAGGAGCAGGAGCAACCGAGUCCCGUCUCUGUUCUAGAGAGGAUUCAUGUGGAAGACGAAACAGUUAGCCCCGGAAAUGUGAAAACUUCUAAACUCGAAGAGCAGAUUGGAUUAUUAUCCUUCGAUGAUCCAAACAUCGAUCUCGUCGAAAAAGACUCUGUUCAUGAGUUUGUGAGGAAAAUUCUUGAAGCUUCAAGAUUGAAUUGGACUAAUCUUAUGGCGAGAUGCAACGAAGAAACAUCACUUCUCAACGAAUUCUCACACGGUAAUCACAACAACAAUCAACUUCUUGUUCUUGAUUACACAGACGAGAUUCUCCGUGAGGUUUACCGUCAAGAGAUAAAAUUUUGGCCUUUCACGCCAUCGAAGAGCUCGAGAGUCGUCAAUGUACCGUCUUCCCUAAGAGAAGAAGAUCUGAUUCACCAGACGAUGAGUCUUUUCGACUGGAGUUUACUCUGCUGUGACUCUUCCCCUAGAACAUUGGAUCAGAUCAUUGAGAGUGAUCUGAUUAAGCCAUGUCUUUGGUUGGAUUUUGGUGGUGAAUCUGAAGGUGUUGUGUCUGAUAUCGUGGAAAAGAUUCUGCAACAAUUGGUGCUUGAGAUCUCCCGUGAGCUUAGAACAAUGCAGAGGAGAAUAUAUGGAUUAGUUUGAAUUUCUACGGAGCUAUUCAACAUUUUUUGUUUUUGCUAUGUAUAAAAAAAUUUAAAAUUUGUGAAUCUUCUCUUCGUAAUUAGUUCUUUUAAUUAAAAAAA